Molossus molossus (Pallas's mastiff bat) is the source of this 870-nucleotide messenger RNA. It is a transcript of the gene UCK2, whose product is annotated as uridine-cytidine kinase 2. Gene Ontology annotation, cellular component: cytosol; cytoplasm. Gene Ontology annotation, molecular function: kinase activity; ATP binding. The record is from RefSeq and is a predicted model, not a curated record. Lineage: Eukaryota; Metazoa; Chordata; Mammalia; Chiroptera; Molossidae. The coding region runs from base 1 to 870 and encodes 289 amino acids. The transcript has 7 exons.
AUGCAGCAGCUGUACUGGACGCUGCCGACCGGAGGGCCUGUCCGAGACGAGCUGCUGACGGCUCGGGGGUUCCCGAAUGGGAAGUGCGUGCAGGCCAAGUACGCUGCUCAGCACAUCUGGGGACUGGCCGACUGGGACACUGACUGCCGGCGUGUUCUGGAUGCAAAGAAUUCUUUGGGCCCCUCCUCCGUCUGUGCCAAGAUCGUGCAGCUCCUGGGGCAGAACGAAGUGGACUACCGCCAGAAGCAGGUGGUCAUCCUGAGCCAGGACAGCUUCUACCGCGUCCUCACUGCGGAGCAGAAGGCCAAAGCCCUGAAGGGCCAGUUCAACUUCGAUCACCCAGAUGCCUUUGACAACGAGCUCAUCUUCAAAACUCUGAAGGACAUCACCGCAGGGAAAACCGUGCAGAUCCCCGUGUACGACUUUGUCACCCACUCCCGGAAGGAGGAGACGGUCACCAUCUACCCUGCGGACGUGGUUCUCUUCGAAGGCAUCUUGGCCUUCUACUCCCAGGAGGUGCGGGACCUGUUUCAGAUGAAGCUGUUUGUGGACACGGAUGCGGACACCCGGCUCUCCCGCAGAGUGCUGCGGGACAUCAGUGAGCGAGGGCGGGACCUGGAGCAGAUCCUGUCCCAGUACAUCACCUUCGUCAAGCCGGCCUUCGAGGAGUUCUGCUUGCCCACAAAGAAAUACGCAGACGUGAUCAUACCUAGAGGUGUAGACAACCUAGUGGCCAUCAACCUCAUUGUGCAGCACAUUCAGGACAUUCUCAACGGGGGGCUGUCCAAGCGGCAGACCAACGGCUGCCUCAACGGCUGCACGCCCGCACGCAAGAGGCGGCCGUCGGAGUCCAGCAGCCGGCCGCACUGA